AUGGCCUCCUCGAUACCUCGCUCCCGCUGCCUCUUCUCCGCCACCCCCCUCCACGCUCUCCCGCGCCCAAGAAUACCACCACCGCAGUGCGCUCGGACCUUCGCCACUACCUCUGAUCCCCCGCAACAGCCCCCCAAGUCCUCGCGGGCCCGCACCACAUUCAGCGACACGCUCAACGCGGGUCCCUCCUUUGGCGACUUUGUAAGCCCAGACGCCCCGCUCGCCCCCGCCGAGGCCUACGAGAUCAAAACCGCCCAGGUCGGGCCAGAAGGCCGCAAGAAGACCAUCACCCGCCUGCCAGAGUGGCUGAAGACGCCCAUACCCUCGAACCAGAACUACAAGAAGAUUAAAAAGGACCUGCGAGGUCUGAACCUGCACACUGUCUGCGAGGAGGCCAAAUGCCCAAACAUCUCCGACUGCUGGGGCGGGAGCUCAAAGAGCGCGGCUACGGCUACAAUCAUGUUGAUGGGCGAUACAUGUACGCGCGGAUGUCGCUUCUGCUCGGUCAAGACGUCGAAAGCACCAGCGCCGCUCGAUCCCCACGAACCUGAGAACACCGCCGAAGCACUACGGAGAUGGGGGUUGGGCUACGUCGUGUUGACGGCCGUGGACCGAGACGACCUCGCAGACGGAGGAGCGCGACACGUCGCCGAGACCAUCAUGAAGAUCAAGCAAAAGGCGCCGACGAUGCUGGUUGAAGCGCUCGUGGGAGAUCACGCCGGAGACCUCGAGAUGGUGAAGCUAGUUGCGAACAGUGGCCUCGACGUGUUCGCCCACAACAUCGAGACGGUCGAAGCCCUUACACCAUUCGUCCGCGAUCGACGAGCAAAGUUCCGCCAGAGUCUGGAUGUUCUGCGCACGGCCAAGGAGACACAGCCAGAGCUCAUCACCAAGACGAGCAUCAUGUUGGGGCUGGGCGAGACCGAGGAUCAGCUAUGGCAUGCUUUGCGAGAACUCCGCGCAAACAACGUCGACGUCGUGACGUUCGGCCAAUACAUGCGCCCCACAAAACGCCACAUGGCCGUCCACAACUACGUCACCCCCGACCAAUUCGAGACAUGGCGUGUGAGAGCUCUCGAGCUGGGCUUCUUGUACUGCGCUUCCGGCCCGCUCGUGCGGUCGAGUUAUAAGGCCGGCGAGGCGUUUAUCGAGAACGUGCUCAAGAAGCGCAGGCUGGGGAAUGCUGGGCAGGGAGAGGCUGCUGAAGUUAUGGCUGAGCAGACGUUGUGAGGAUUGCAUGGAUGGAGUUGGGUGCUGGUGUAUGUUAUGAUAUAUGGGCUGGCGUUUGGGGCGUAUCUAUGCUAGAUGGCUUAGUCUUUCUUGAUUCACAUAUUCAACAAUUUUGAAGUGCUUUCAACGCACCAAUGCCAUGGAGAUGUUCUCCGUCUUGGCAGUUUUUCAAAGG
Dothidotthia symphoricarpi CBS 119687 is the source of this 1405-nucleotide messenger RNA. Its product is annotated as Lipoic acid synthetase-like protein. The record is from RefSeq and is a predicted model, not a curated record. The coding region runs from base 1 to 1230 and encodes 409 amino acids. Gene Ontology annotation, biological process: lipoate biosynthetic process. Gene Ontology annotation, cellular component: mitochondrion. The transcript has 2 exons. NCBI's taxonomy places the organism in Eukaryota, Fungi, Ascomycota, Dothideomycetes, Pleosporales, Dothidotthiaceae. Gene Ontology annotation, molecular function: 4 iron, 4 sulfur cluster binding; lipoate synthase activity.